Messenger RNA from Trypanosoma brucei brucei TREU927, 1584 nucleotides. RefSeq lists its product as hypothetical. The record is from RefSeq and is a predicted model, not a curated record. Lineage: Eukaryota; Euglenozoa; Kinetoplastea; Trypanosomatida; Trypanosomatidae. The transcript has a single exon. The coding region runs from base 1 to 1584 and encodes 527 amino acids.
AUGCAUCCAACUUCGUUCCCGACAUCAUCUUUCAAACCCGUGGCUUUUCGCCGUGGUGUACUGCCCGACGUGUAUCACGCUGCCACGGGUGAUCUGUUUGACCAUGGCAACAGUAACCCGCAUUCCAUCACUGAGACACUAGCGGCAAUGGAAGAGGGUCAACAACAGCACGUGGCUGCCCAACAGCAAAGGGUGUGGCACUCGUACCCAACCAUUCCGUAUUACUCACCCAUGCAAGGAAUGCAGCUGGUGAUUAGUGUAGAUGGGGUUGGGGAGGCCUCAGCGGGCGACCCAAGUGAUGCAGUGUUACUGAAGUCUCUUCCAAAGUUUCAGGAGGUUCUGCACGAAACGGUAGCGAAGCACGGUAAUGUAUACUAUCUGAGCUCUUUGCCCGCCAACCGCAAUGCACUGCUUCACCCCUUCAUAACAGCGGCUCCGCAAGCCGCGACGGCUGAUUUAGACUACUGGCGCUACUUGCAAGGACUGCAGGAUGCUUUCAUGAAGCUUGUUGAACUUCGGGACGAGUGUGUUCGGGAAUCCUCCCGUGACGCGUGCACACACCAUAUACUUUUAGUUCGUGUCGCCAGUCACCCUAGGUUGAAGGAUGUUGCGUUGCUUUUGUCCGUGGAGAAAUGCCGACUCUGCUUGUGCCUCAGUGCCUCGUCAAAGGUAGCGCAACAAUACUUCACACAACGGGCACAAGACGUCGGCGUAGAACUUGUGUGGGUUCUCGGUUCUACACUGAUUACAGAACCUGAGUGUCUGUCUAUGGCAGACAUAAAUCCUGUUUUUGCGCUCUGGGACGUGUUCGUCAACAUGCACCUUUACACGACAGUGACUGAUGGAGGUGAGGCAGGGUCUGUGGGAGGCCCAAACGGUAACGCUUCCAUGAAAAGCGGUGUCAACAACGUUAUUAGCAGGGAUGGAACAGAAGGUACACUGAGACACGUGGACAUCACAGUCAUGUCGUCGAUACGCUUCUCUGGGUGUGACUCAUAUGCACCUGCACUCCGCUUGAGCGAUGUAGGGCAACUACCAGGAGGUGGUAGGAGAUUACUAUGGGCGUUGGUGGGUUCUCUACGUGUCGUAAUGCCGCAUUUUGUGGCGGCAUUGGUGCGUAGUCUUGUGGAGCAUAGCGUGGUGGAGCGUUUCGAGCUUCGCUUUGAUCAUGGUUUGCCGGGUUCCGCUGCAUCCGCUGGUGCUGCGUCUGAGGGUGGAGCAGCAACUGCGGGUCGUGGAGUUGUUUACGUCACGGGAGGCCGCCGCGGCAUCGGAGGCCGGCGUGGCCUGCCGCAUGGUCUCACUUUCCGAUCAUUCAGUCGUCUUAGCGCUGAGUUUUGGCUCUCUGACGAGGACCGUCGCGAAUGUGGCCUCAUUGUUGAGGGUGAUCCGACGCCACUGGAGUGCGAGUUUGUAGUGGACUCAAUCCGUUACAACCGUAAGUUGUGGGAGGAACAAGAGGAGUGUGAAGUCGGUCGGUACAUGACAAAUGAGAAUGGGGAGCUACUGCAACCACUGCGUUGGGGUCGCUGCUUUCAAGCUGUGAUUGGUGUAGAAAGGAUCAUAGAUGAGCAAGAGGAGUGA